AUACAAAGUUUGUAAACUGCCAGAAAACGCUAUAGAAGAAGAAGAAAAAAACAAAAGGGGAAGAAGAAGAACUUUUACAUGUGACCAAAAAACCUUAGACUUGUCUUGUGAGGCCUUAAGCUGCCAACCAGAGAACUGGAAGUGACAGCCUGCGAGGGAGCAGUUAGCAUCAGAGCUAACUGAGAAGCUAACGGCCAGAGAAGUUUCCUGUUAGAGGAAAAGGGAAAAAGUGACUUCUCAUUGAGAACACUGGACACUUAUUGGACUCUGGGCUGUUUGGAGGCUUUUCUCCGAGGAACAAAAGCGAGUCUGACGACAUUUCACAGCCUCUUGUUCUCUUGGAAGGUUCUUGCUGAUCAAUCUGCCAGUGGCCAAGAGAGGAACUUCAUUAUUAACCUGAAGGAACCAAACACCAAAGACAUGAAAGAGGAAGAACCAGAACCUCAAGGAAUUAAAGAAGAACAGCUUGGACUGUGUAUCUUUCCAGAUGAAGAGCAACUUGUUAAGCAGGAGACAGAUACCUUUGUAGGGUUUUCUGCUUGUGACAAACUAUUUCAAGUUGAACCUGAACAGCAACAGAUGAACGUGACAAAGGAGGAACCAGAACCUGUACAGAUUAAAGAGGAACAUGGGGAUCUCUGGAGUAAUGAGGAUGAGGAGCAGCUUGUAGUGAAGCAGGAGGCUGACACCUUUAAGGUGACUCCUCUGGAUUUAAAAUAUGACACAAAUGAACCAGAAGAGAAAAUGAACCAACUUGUCAAUGCAGACUCCCCUGAAGGUGAGAAGCAACAUCAGCAGGAUAAUAAUCAAGAAGAGUCAGGAUCAAACACAGAUGAAGAGCUAAAGCAUAAAAAGAGACGAGAGAAAACCAAAGAUCACAGUGAUGGUUCAAAACUAAAAAGACAUAAGACCAAUAAACCUUGUGAAGCAUGUGGUAAAUGUUUCACCAAGUGUAGAUGUUUGACUAAUCAAAUUAGGAAAAAUAGAGGAGAGAAAUCUUUACUGUGUGUGCUUUGUGGAAAAGGUUUCCUCAGUCAAAGUAAUUUAAAUAUCCACAUGAGAGCCCACACAGGGGAGAAGCCUUUCUCUUGUCCAACUUGUGCAAAAGGGUUUUCCACUAAAGGUUACCUGAACAUUCACAUAAGAAUUCAUACAGGUGAAAAGCCGUACACAUGUGAAAUGUGUGCUAAAUCUUUUAGCUGCAGUAAUCAUCUGUCUUGUCACAUGAGAAUGCACACAGGGGAGAAGCCUUUCUCCUGUCCCACUUGUGCAAAAGGAUUUUCCACUAACGGUUACCUGAGUAAGCACAUAAGAACACAUAUGGGCGAGAAGCCAUACGCAUGUGGAAUGUGUGAUAAAUCUUUCAGCUUAGGUAGUAAUUUAGCUCGUCACAUGAGAAUACAUACUGGUGAGAAGCCAUUUUCCUGUCCAACAUGUGCAAAAGAGUUUUCCUUGAAAGGUAGCCUGAGUAAGCACAUAAGAACUCAUACGGGGGAGAAGCCAUAUGCUUGUGGAAUGUGUGAUAAAUGCUUCAGCUGCAGUAGUCAUCUGGCUUGUCACAUGAGAAUACACACAGGUGAGAAGCCUUACCAUUGUCAAGUGUGUGAUAAAUCUUUCAGCGCUGGUAGUUAUUUAGCUCGUCACAUGAGAACACAUACUGGUGAGAAGCCAUUUUCCUGUCCAACAUGUGGAAAACAGUUUUCCCAUAGAAGUAACCUGAUUACGCACACAAGAACUCAUACGGGCAACAAGCCAUACGCAUGUGGAAUGUGUGAUAAAUCUUUCAGCGAUGGUAGUUCUUUAGCUGGUCACAUGAGAAUGCACACAGGUGAGAAGCCAUUUUCCUGUCCAACUUGUGAAAAAGCGUUUUCCCUGAAAGGUAGCCUGAGUAGGCACAUAAGAACUCAUACGGGCGAGAAGCCUUAUCAUUGUAAAUUGUGCGAUAAAUCUUUUACUUCCUCAAAUAGUAGGCUUACACAUAUGAGAACUCACACAAGCGAGAAGCCUUAUCAUUGUAAAGUGUGCAAUAAACCUUUCCGCACUGGUAGUAAUUUAACUGUUCACAUGAGAACGCAUACUGGUGAGAAGCCAUUUUCCUGUCCAACAUGUGGAAAAGAGUUUUCCCAUAGAGGUAACCUGAUUACACACAUAAGAACUCAUACGGGGGUGAAGCCAUACAAUGGUGAAAUGUGUUAUAAAUCUUUCAGCAUUGGUAGUCAUUUAGCUAGUCACAUGAGAACGCACACUAGUGAGAAGCCUUUUUCCUGUCCAACUUGUGCAAAAGAGUUUUCCCAUAAAUGUAGCCUAAGUAAGCACAUAAGAACUCACACAGGGGAGAAGCCUUUUCAUUGUAAAGUGUGCAAUAAAUCUUUUACUUCCUCUAGUAGUAGGAUUCAACAUAUGAGAACUCACAGGUGAGAAGCUGUAUGCUUCUGAAGCGUGUGCUAAAUCUUUCAGAAACAGUUGUCAUCUGGCUGAUCACAUGCUAACUCACAGGUGAGAAGCCUUUCCUGUGUCUGAUGUGUAGAAAAUGUUUCUUCAAGCAAAGCAAUCCAAGUGUCCACAUGAGAAUCCAUGGUGAUGAGAGGCCUCACUCUUCAGAUGCAUAUUAAAAUCAGUGACUGUUGUAAAUUAGCUAAACACAACAUACAGAUUUGUUUAAUCACAUUAGAUCACAAGUUCCAACUUCUGCUUAUUCAUGGAUUUAUGGAGACAUCUACCGAACAACUAUAAAGGACUUGAUAUGACUGUUAGAUUGUUAGAGCCAGGUUUUAGGAGAUCAAAAUUUUGUCAUUCCUCUCGUUCAUUUGGAUAAAUUAUUGGGCUCAUCUGACACUAAAAUAUAAAAUAUACUCAUCCUUCAUAAAAGUUAAACUUCUUUACUAUCAAAGUUAACUAUUUUUUAGCGCUGUUAAUAGUUCAACCCACCCUGACAAAAACUAUUUCCAUAAAGAAAACCCAGAUCAUGAUGCUGCCAACACCAAGUUUCACUGUGGAUGUAAUGUGUGUUUUAAUGAUGUCUGAGGUUGAUUUAUUGCAAACAUGCCUUUUAGAGUUCAGUUUCAUCUCAGGGAUGUGAACGCCACCCAUAUUUGCUAAAUUCCUGCAUGAACUCAAAAAGUGGUUUACUGUUUGUUACCUAUUGUAACCCUGAAGAUUUUUAUGUUGAAUUAUACAGAAUGUAUUUUGUCAUUGUAUGAACGUUAAAGGUAUAAAAGUUGAAUUUUCUGUGGUCAUAGCUUUCCUAAAAACUCAGCUUUUGGGGCUUGUAUGAGGUCUUGAUGUUGUCUCACUGCUUGUAGGAGGUGAUUUGACAGGGCGGCUCUUUUCGAUGUGGUCUUGGCUCAGGCUGUCAGCAGCCAACUGUUCAUAGUUCAAUAAGUCACCACUUCUAGGUAGCUAGCAGAACACAACUGAGUGUGAUUAGUGUUCUUAUCCAGAUCAAUACUGUCAUCCUUUACAUAAAACCUUCUUCAAGCAAUUUACCAAUCAGAUAUUCUUGUCCACGUUUACUUUCAACUUAGCCUAGAAGUUCUGCAAUGUAAUCAUUACAUGCAAGCUAACAGAUAUAUGAAUGUAUAGUCGGCAGUAUUUAUCAGUAUUAAAAACAAGUCUCAAACGUGUCUUACCUUUCAAUGCCUGGUAGUUCAAUGUUAUCUGUAACAUAAUAUUAUCCUGCUGAUUCUAUAGAUGUUUCUACUCAUUACUAUGUAGCUAAGCUCAAAAUUAUUGUAUUUAGUAGGGUGUUAGUUUGAAUAAGGACUUUUAUUUUGGGAUCUUGUUGCGAAAUUUGUUGUUAAACCUUUUAUGAACUCCUUAUAAUUAUGUUAAAGCUGUGACUGAAGGGUUGCAGCAAAGAUCAGUUGGCUCCACAAACAACGCUUCUGGCCAGCGUGUGUUUGUAUUCGCAGGAGUCCAGUGGUGAGUGAGAGGCGCUUGGGGCGGACCACAGCAAGGACGCGGUGUGACUGGACCAAUCCCGAGACUUCUGCGGGGUGGAACUAAGAAACUGACUUUCUUUGUGGACUCUGCUACUGUGAUUUCAGCCCUUCAAGUGUAUUUUAGUUCAAAAUUAAGGACACAAUUAUCCUGGACUGGAAGCCUUCCGUUUUUAGUUGUUUUACUGAUUUUAGAUUAUUUAAAGAAAACAUUUUAUUGUGUUUUUAGCUUUUUAAGAAACCGGUUUUAUGAGAAUUAAAAACUGCAUUCCAAUCUG
Messenger RNA from Fundulus heteroclitus (mummichog), 4216 nucleotides. Its product is annotated as gastrula zinc finger protein XlCGF57.1. The record is from RefSeq and is a predicted model, not a curated record. The transcript has 3 exons. NCBI's taxonomy places the organism in Eukaryota, Metazoa, Chordata, Actinopteri, Cyprinodontiformes, Fundulidae. Bases 421 to 2418 code for a protein of 665 amino acids. Gene Ontology annotation, biological process: regulation of immune system process; regulation of cytokine production; negative regulation of transcription by RNA polymerase II.